Messenger RNA from Tachyglossus aculeatus (Australian echidna), 3346 nucleotides. RefSeq names its product EPH receptor B1 (gene EPHB1). Gene Ontology annotation, biological process: protein phosphorylation; axon guidance; cell surface receptor protein tyrosine kinase signaling pathway. The transcript has 16 exons. Gene Ontology annotation, cellular component: plasma membrane; neuron projection. Lineage: Eukaryota; Metazoa; Chordata; Mammalia; Monotremata; Tachyglossidae. Bases 35 to 2995 code for a protein of 986 amino acids. Gene Ontology annotation, molecular function: transmembrane-ephrin receptor activity; ATP binding; protein binding. The record is from RefSeq and is a predicted model, not a curated record.
AGUGCUUUUCUGCUUGGCAUCCGCAGUGACGGCAAUGGAAGAAACCUUAAUGGAUACCCGCACAGCUACCGCCGAACUCGGCUGGACGGCCAACCCUGCAUCGGGGUGGGAAGAAGUCAGCGGCUAUGAUGAGAAUCUGAACACCAUCCGCACCUACCAGGUGUGCAACGUCUUCGAGCCCAACCAGAACAACUGGCUUCUCACCACGUUCAUCAACCGGAGAGGGGCCCACCGCAUCUAUACAGAGAUGCGCUUUACCGUGCGAGACUGUAGCAGCCUCCCCAACGUUCCUGGCUCCUGCAAGGAGACCUUCAACCUCUACUACUACGAGACAGACUCCGUCAUCGCCACCAAGAAGUCGGCCUUCUGGACGGAGGCCCCCUACCUCAAAGUGGACACCAUCGCGGCCGACGAGAGCUUCUCCCAGGUGGAUUUCGGGGGGAGGCUAAUGAAGGUCAACACGGAAGUGAGGAGCUUUGGACCGCUUACCCGGAAUGGCUUUUACCUGGCUUUUCAGGACUACGGGGCCUGUAUGUCCCUCCUCUCGGUUCGAGUCUUCUUCAAGAAGUGCCCCAGCAUCGUACAGAACUUCGCCGUCUUCCCCGAGACCAUGACCGGGGCAGAGAGCACGUCUCUCGUGAUAGCCCGGGGCACUUGCAUCCCCAACGCAGAGGAGGUGGACGUGCCCAUUAAGCUGUACUGCAACGGCGAUGGGGAGUGGAUGGUCCCCAUUGGGCGCUGUUCUUGCAAGGCUGGCUACGAACCCGAAAACAGCAUGGCCUGCAAAGCUUGCCCAGCGGGAAUGUUCAGGGCGAAUCAGGAAGUGGGGGUCUGCUCCCAGUGCCCCUCCAACAGCCGCUCUCCGGCGGAAGCCUCUCCCAUCUGUAUCUGCCGCACUGGGUAUUACCGGGCAGACUUGGACCCACCCGAAGUGGCCUGCACCAGUGUCCCCUCAGGCCCCCGGAAUGUGAUCUCCAUCGUCAACGAGACAUCCAUCAUUCUGGAAUGGCACCCCCCCAGGGAGACGGGCGGGCGCGACGAUGUCACCUACAACAUCGUCUGCAAGAAAUGCCGCGCGGACCGCCGGGGUUGCUCCCGCUGUGACGACAAUGUGGAGUUUGUGCCGAGGCAGCUGGGUCUGACCGAGACGCGGGUGUUCAUCAGCAGCCUGUGGGCCCACACGCCCUACACCUUUGACAUCCAGGCAAUCAACGGGGUGUCCGGAAAAAGCCCUUUCCCUCCGCAGCAUGUCUCGGUCAACAUCACCACCAACCAAGCUGCUCCCUCCAUAGUUCCAAUCAUGCACCAGGUAAGUGCCACCAUGAGGAGCAUCACCCUGUCCUGGCCGCAGCCGGAGCAGCCCAACGGCAUUAUCCUGGACUAUGAGAUCCGUUACUACGAGAAGGUGAGCCGGAUCUGCACCCCUGACGUUAGCAGCACUGUGGGCUCAAGACCAACUGCCGAGCACAACGAGUACAACUCUUCCAUGGCCAAGAGUCAGACCAACACGGCAAGGAUUGAGGGGCUGAGGCCCGGCAUGGUGUAUGUGGUCCAAGUGCGAGCCAGGACCGUGGCUGGUUAUGGCCAGUACAGUGGGAAGAUGUGCUUCCAGACCCUGACCGAUGAUGACUACAAGUCGGAGCUGCGGGAGCAGUUGCCAUUAAUUGCUGGAUCCGCAGCUGCCGGAGUGGUGUUUAUCGUCUCGUUGGUGGCCAUUUCCAUCGUCUGUAGCAGGAAACGUGCUUACAGCAAAGAGGCCGUGUACAGUGAUAAACUUCAACACUACAGCACUGGCCGAGGCUCCCCAGGAAUGAAGAUCUACAUCGAUCCCUUCACUUAUGAAGACCCAAAUGAAGCCGUCCGGGAGUUUGCCAAGGAGAUCGAUGUGUCUUUUGUGAAAAUUGAAGAAGUCAUUGGCGCAGGGGAGUUUGGGGAAGUCUACAAGGGGCGCCUGAAACUACCUGGCAAGAGAGAGAUCUACGUAGCGAUCAAGACGCUCAAGGCUGGCUACUCGGAGAAGCAGCGGCGGGAUUUUCUGAGUGAGGCCAGCAUCAUGGGGCAGUUCGACCACCCAAAUAUCAUCCGCCUGGAAGGUGUGGUCACCAAAAGCAGGCCGGUCAUGAUCAUCACAGAAUUCAUGGAGAAUGGAGCGCUGGACUCCUUCCUCAGGCAAAACGACGGGCAGUUCACCGUGAUCCAACUGGUGGGCAUGCUGAGGGGGAUAGCGGCUGGCAUGAAGUAUCUGGCAGAAAUGAACUACGUCCACCGGGACCUGGCUGCCAGGAACAUCCUGGUCAAUAGCAACCUGGUGUGCAAAGUGUCUGACUUUGGCCUUUCCCGCUACCUGCAGGAUGACACUUCGGACCCCACCUACACCAGCUCCUUGGGUGGGAAAAUCCCAGUGCGAUGGACAGCCCCAGAGGCCAUAGCUUACCGCAAGUUCACCUCGGCCAGUGAUGUCUGGAGCUACGGAAUCGUCAUGUGGGAAGUUAUGUCGUUCGGAGAGCGACCCUACUGGGAUAUGUCCAACCAAGAUGUGAUCAAUGCCAUUGAACAGGACUAUCGGCUUCCGCCUCCCAUGGACUGCCCAGCUGCCCUGCACCAGCUCAUGUUAGACUGCUGGCAGAAGGACCGCAACACUCGACCACGAUUCACAGAGAUCGUCAACACCUUGGAUAAGAUGAUCAGGAAUCCAGCAAGUCUCAAGACUGUGGCGACCAUCACCGCCGUGCCUUCCCAGCCACUGUUAGAUCGCUCCAUCCCAGAUUUCACUGCUUUUACCUCAGUGGAUGAUUGGCUCAAUGCCAUUAAAAUGGUCCAGUACAGGGACAGUUUCCUGACUGCUGGGUUCACCUCUCUCCAGCUGGUUACUCAGAUGACAUCAGAAGACCUCCUGAGAAUAGGGGUGACUUUAGCAGGACAUCAGAAAAAGAUCCUGAAAAGCGUGCAGUCCAUGAGGGUACAAAUGAGUCAAUCUUCCACCUCAAUGGCAUGAGUGUUCCUCUUUCCUGAUGAUUGGGCACAGGUUGGUGAAGGUGGGCAAGGGUCGGAGGGGGAAAAGGAGGUGGACGAGGCAGUGGAAAACUCUGAAGAGGUCCGAGUGUAAUAGCCCCUGCCGACGAAGAUUAAACCGGACGUGUUUCUGCCAGGCAACUUCCGUUUCUCACUGACAGAAGCACUUUCCUGAUGCCAUGGGAAACCAAAUAUAGAACUAUAAAUAUGUAAAAAGCCUAUAUGUAAAAGGAAACGAAGACAAACCAGUGUGUGUCGGGGGAACGAAAAUAAACUCAAAUCCCGCCAUCGGUGAGCCGGAGUCAAACAGGAUAAGAAGAAAGGGGGAAAGAAG